CUCAGUGAGGGUUAUAUAUAGCUGAGAUGCUCUUGAAUCAUCUUCUUGUAUCUUACUUUUAUUGUUUUUUCAUUUAUGAAUUAUUAUUGAUUGAUGCUAGAACUUUUUCAAUGCUGCAGGAUUAUAUUAAAGAAAGUGAUAACUUGGUGUCCCUUCAUGAUCAAAUUCAUGAUGACGAUGCCAUUUUGUCACAGAUGGAGACUCUUCUCAGCGGUUUUCAGUCUGAGAUUGGUUCUAUAAAUUCAGACAUAAAAAUACUCCAGGAGAAGUCAAUGGAUAUGGGUCUGAAGCUGAAGAAUCGCAAGGUAUGGUUUCUAUUGGGGAAGUUUUGUAUCCCAGAAAAUUCUGCUGUUAUCUUAAUCUUAAUGGAGGCUGUGAUGGUUGUCAGGGAGCGACAUCCAGUUCUGUUAUGA
Molecule: messenger RNA, 413 nt
Organism: Pistacia vera
Lineage: Eukaryota; Viridiplantae; Streptophyta; Magnoliopsida; Sapindales; Anacardiaceae
Product: vacuolar protein sorting-associated protein 52 A-like
Exons: 2
Coding region: 27-413 (128 amino acids)
Biological process (GO): endocytic recycling; retrograde transport, endosome to Golgi; Golgi to vacuole transport
Cellular component (GO): GARP complex
Molecular function (GO): syntaxin binding
Source: RefSeq, a predicted model, not a curated record